Cyprinus carpio (common carp) is the source of this 3014-nucleotide messenger RNA. RefSeq names its product mycbp associated protein (gene mycbpap). The record is from RefSeq and is a predicted model, not a curated record. NCBI's taxonomy places the organism in Eukaryota, Metazoa, Chordata, Actinopteri, Cypriniformes, Cyprinidae.
CGCGUCUGUACACGGAAGUAAGGCGCUGUAAACAGAGCUGCAGCGGAUCUCUAUCCGUGUAAACUUUCUGCAAUAACACACCUGCUGGGGUUCAGCAUAGUUUUAGGUGUUAUCUUGUUUGUUUGAUUGAGGUCUGGCUUCAUGGCGAGUGUCGGGAAAUCCAGCAGCAGGAUUAAUAAACGAGAAACGAGAUCUCCAUCAGAUAAGAAGCUGCUGGGGGGCUGUGAGGAGAUCUCAUCAUCAUCCUCAUGUGUGGGUGAAGAAGACCACAGUCCCACUCUGAGCGGACACGACAUCCAGAGUCUGGCCAUCACAGCUCAAGACCUGGAGAGGCUGCGAGUCCCUAAACCUCCUUCCGAUUCCCAGAAGCCUACCUCGAUGACCCGUGUUUACGUCCGUAAGACACGCCCCCCAGACGAGGUCAGCAGAGUGGUUAGAGUCACCGUAGCGAGGCCCCUCCCACUAGAUGUUGCCCCGCCCCAUCAAUCUGAAUAUGCAGGUCCCGGUGGGCCGCGGUUUGACGUGCAGGGGAUGGUGCUGCCGCACAGCAUUCUGGGAAGCCUGGAGGAUUUCAGGACAGAGAUGCAGCUGCGAGGAGAGACAGAGCUGGUGCAGAGGAUUCCAGACCGACAGGAACCGCCCCCUCUGUGGGUGGAGGAUGAGAAUGAGGACAAUAAGGCCGGAGAUCAUUCAGAAACGGGGCAGGGCCAUCAGAGCCACGCCCUCCAGCACUGGGGCCGUCACAUGACAGAGAGACGCAGACAGCAGGACUUCAUCUCACGGUUCCUGCAGAAGCCAGCGGGGUCUUUACUGAUGAACCGCUCCAGCACAUUCAGACGGGUUCAGGAGCAGAGGGAUCUGAUCAGCACAGCGCUGCCCGCUCUUAGCGCAGGACAUGGUCAUCGUGUGGGCAGUGAGUUCUGGAGCGUCCCGCAGCAUUACGGGGAUGAGAUGAGCGGGAUCACAGCCACUCUCACCCAAACCGAGAGAGGAAACCGUCCCGCCGUCACACGCGUGGCUCAGCCACUCAGCACACGUCUGGAGUCAGGUAAUGUGGGGUGCGAGGAGGUGAACGGCGGCUGGAAUCAGAGUUCGUACCUGCAGCAGCGUCUUCAUGAGCUCAAGGACGUGCUGAGAGACUUCAGUCCUCCUGAGGCUGAUGGUCUGGAGGUGGUCGGGUCUGGUCUUCCCGUAUCUUCACGUUCUCCUCUGCCGGACGAGAGAGAGGACGAGGAUGAAGAGCAGAAGGAGAACCAAGCUCCUCUGGAGCUGUAUGAGGACGUGCUGAUGGACGUGGAGCUGCGUCCCGCUCUCAGGGUCUGUGGAGAUCUGGCGCUCUGGACCGGCAGCACUUCCUCCCACCAGGGGCAGGAGGGCAUCUCUGUCAGGCUGAUGUUUGAGACGGUCACAGGACAGAGUGUGAGAGCUGAUCUGGAGUUAAAGAAUGAAGGAAGUACUACGAUUUACUACAGCUGGGAGAGACUGACGCAAACACACACACUCACUCAACACUUCUACUUCAACAGCACUACAGCGGUGAUUCUGCCCGGCAGCACUAAACACAUCAGCUUCAUCUUCAAGAGCGCGUCUGCGGGCAUCAUGACAGAAGUCUGGCGUCUGCACACACACCCGGUGCUGAUGGGCGGAGCCUCACUGCGGGUCACUCUGAGGGGCGUGGCUUUAGAGCAGGACAACAGCGCCCUGCAGAGAGCCGCACUGGAGAAGGAGCUGGAGCAGAAAGCGUCCGUGGCGCUGUGUGGACGGAUGGUCAGGGAUCUGUUGAGAGGAGUUCACACUCCAGAACGGCCCAGUUCUCCUGCUGAUCUCUACAUCACAGAUGAGGAGCUGUUCAACACACUCAACCCUCAUCUGCAGUACCAGCGUGAGCCUGUAGAGGCGCUGCGGGGCCUGUGGGAGCAGGUCAAGGGGUCAGGAGAUGCUCCGCUGUGGGAUCUGUCACUGAACACACUCGGACAGGUGCUGUUGUCCAUGUCUGAGAGCGAUGGCGAGAUCAGAGAGAUGAGUCUGAGCCGCUUUAACUCUCUGAUCCUGGAGCUGCAGCGGCCGCAGAUACACAACGCACCUGUGACAGCGCGGAACGUCAGUGUGCAGUUGUGGAGGGAGCUGCUGGACGGUUUGGUCUGUGAGUCUGUGAGACUGAGACAUUCGCUGGGCCUUCAGGAGAACAACAGCUGGACUGACACCUCUGAGCAGGAUGAAGAGGAGCGGAGAAGAGGAGCCCUGCUGAUGAAGGACGAGAGGAGACGUGCAAGUGUCAGAGAGCUUGAGGAGACCAGAGCAGUGCAGGAAUGUGGUAGCAUGAGGAAACAUGUGCCAGAGGAGGGGAGGAAGGAAUACUGCUUCUUUAGUGGUGAUUAAUAAAAACUACAGGACAGAUACAGACUGCUGCUGCACACACAGGUGUAUAUGCUGAUGGAGAGGAUGGUGGAUUCUCUGUGUGAUUUACUCGAUGACACUCAACGCACUCCUCAGACAGCAUAUUAGUACUUCCGUCUGUCUUCAUUUACUGUCUAAAGAGUCAGAUCUUAAUUGCACAUGUCAGUAAAUGUAAUUUCCUUGUCAAGAAGAACCUUUGGUGUGUUUCUGGAUGUUCUGGAAAUCUAAACUACUCGUUCUGAAACAACUGAAUGAGAUGAUUCGGUUUAUGAUCUAUGAGAUAAUCUAUAAGCUUGUCCAUCAAGCGAUUCAAGUCUGAAAGGCUGAAGGUUUAGCUGGUUCUCAUCACUAUCCCCUGCUGUAUCUAUCUGACCGUCUUUAUUAAUGACCAUUCAAAGGUAUCGGUAUAUUUCUGCUAAAAUAAACAUUUAAAUUGCAAAUACUUCAGUAUAUUAUGAAAACUGCAGUAACAUACAUGCAGAAAAUAAAAUAAUUAAAAUAAAGAGUUAUUUAUUUAUUUAGUAAUACAGCAUAGCAGACCAAACCUUUAUAAAUAAAUAAGUAAAAUACUUCCUUUUUUUACCAUGACCAUUUGCUGUACUUGAUAAAUAAAUAAA